This is a messenger RNA of Solanum verrucosum, 2588 nucleotides long. RefSeq lists its product as uncharacterized. The coding region runs from base 116 to 2494 and encodes 792 amino acids. Gene Ontology annotation, biological process: lipid metabolic process. Lineage: Eukaryota; Viridiplantae; Streptophyta; Magnoliopsida; Solanales; Solanaceae. The record is from RefSeq and is a predicted model, not a curated record. The transcript has 14 exons.
UCUGUCAUUUUGUUUAUUGUUGUAGGAGGCAUAUCUGUCUCCUAAACGACGAUUGUUAGGUCGAAAAAGAUGAUCGGAAACUUGUAAAAUGUGGAAUUCAUUCAUCUGUUAAUUGAUGUCUCCUCUUCUUCCUCUUUUACCCAAUCCAAAUAAUCUGCGGAACCGUUCAAAGGGAUUUGGAUUGGGUUUGACAUUUCCCAAUUCAUUCCGCAAAAUGGUGCCUUUACCGGCACCGGAAUUGAAGAGGUUAAGGAGGUCAGCCGUGGUGUUGGGUGUUUCGAAUGCCCUUAUCAUUAUCAUGGGAAUUCUUAUUGUUAUCGUCGCUCAUUCUACAUGUGGGGAAAACGACGGUACUGCGCCUGUUAUUCUUAUGAUUAUGGUUUCUAUUAUUAGGAUUGUUGCUAUGAUCGGAACUGGUAUUGCUCAGCAACAUACAGCUACCAGUAUUUUAACUUCUCAGACCGAUUUGCCUGAUUCUCAGCUUGCUAUUCGACAACAAAGACGGAGGAAAUAUAGGAGACUGUUAUUGUGGACUCGAAUUGCCUCAGUAAUUACAAUACUGCAACUUCUUGGGGCUGUUUUUCUUUUGUUCACUGUCACCAAUCUUUUGCAUCGUGAUACAGCAUCAAGCAACUGUCUGCGAGGGAUUCUCUCAAAUGGUUCAAAGUGGCAACGCAACAUGCUUAUUUUUUUUAUGGUUAUUAUAUCUUAUGUGGCUCCAGUACAAUGUAUUGCUGGGGCUGACGUCUUGAGAUGGAGGUCUUUCUAUGCAACAGAAGAUAACGCUUGGAGGGCACAUUAUAGGGAGGUAUUUGAUCAUGGCAUUCGUGAAGCUUUGUGCUGUCUGGGACGGGUCAAAUACUUGACUGUGCUAGAGGAAGAUGAAGUUUGUUCUGUGGCACAGUUACUUGGUGAUCUUGUCACUUACCGUGCAUCUGGAACAGGUCAUUUGGAGCUCUUGGCAGGACUAGCUUUAUUGCAGAAUCCUUCUUCCUUCUCUAAAUCGUAUGAAGAGUCAGUGGCUGUACCCAUUGAAAGGAUGCGCAAGGCUGCUUUCUACCAUCCAUUUGCUGAAGCAGCCUACACGGGUCUAUUACUGGAUAUAGGAAGAAAUCCUGUACUUUUUUCUUGUUCAUGGCUCUAUAGGCAAGGCAUUCUUGCUCCCUGGCUUUGGAACAGGCGACCUUUACUAGAAGGUGACAACUGGUGGCGAGGUCAUGCAGCAGCCUUCUUGAAACAUGUUCAUUUGUCAGCACAUAUGCUCAGAAAAGGGCGUGUUAAUCAAGGGAAGUGUAAAGCAGCAUACUUUAUUGUGGUUUUGCAUAAUGUGAAAUCUGUUGUAAUUGCUGUGAGGGGAACUGAGACCCCCGAAGACCUCAUAACUGAUGGUUUAGGCAGGGAAUGCUGCCUUACUGAAGAAGAAUUAGAUAGCCUGCUAAAUGGUGAUCAUUGUGACCCAUGCAUUCGUCAAAGAGUGGUUUCAUCCACUCCACACUAUGCACACUCCGGGGUAGUUGAGGCAGCACGUGAUCUUUACGUGCAAGUAGAUGGAAAUUAUGGAGAUGGUGGAUUUCUCUCCUCAUUGCUGGGAGUAGGAUGUGAGUGUGAGGGAUAUGGUGUGCGAAUAGUGGGACAUUCCCUUGGAGGAGCGAUUGCUGCAGUACUGGGAAUGAAGCUAUGCAAACAGUACCCAGAUUUACACGUCUACACAUAUGGUGCUCUCCCAUGUGUGGGUCUGGUGGUAGCAGAUGCUUGUUCAGAAUUCAUUACCAGCAUUGUAAACAAUGAUGAAUUUUCAGCGCGCCUUUCAGUAGCAUCAAUUAUGAGACUCCAAGCAGCUGCACUUAAGGCACUAUCAGAAGAUGGCACUAUUGAUAUUACAACAAUUCUUAAACUUGCUCACCACUUUACUUCAUUGACUGUCUGUCAGAAAAGCAUGAACGAUGGAGAAUCGUCAGUGAAUUCUUUGACAGCAAUGUCAAGUUGUACAAACCAAAUCAACCAUAGCCAACUUGAAAAUGGAUUGGCAAAGUGUGAAGCAGGAUCCUCUGUUUUGCAUGACAUAGAUACAGAUUUUAGCUGUGAUGAUGAAAUCGUUUCAACUGAAUCAUCAAAUCAUUUCAGCAGUCCAUUCAAUUGCUCCACUUCUGAUUCAAGUCCAUUUAGUGAUCCUUUAACCGAAUUUAUGGAGGCUGUUCCAUCUUCUGAAAAUAAGUCAUCAUUGAGUAUCCCAGAGUUGUAUUUACCUGGUCUUGUUAUCCAUAUUGUGCCACAGAAGGAUGGCCUUCAUAAACCAUUGUGGAAGCGCUGGAAAAGUUGGGAGAGAAGAUGCAGGUUUAGGGCGUAUGUAGCGAAAAGAGAAGCAUUCAAAGAUAUAAUAGUAUCACCAUACAUGUUCCUGGACCAUCUACCUUGGAGAUGUCAGAAUGCACUGGAAAACAUACUGAAGACUGGACAACUUAAAACUCCAGAUGAUGCAUCUGAAAUUGUGUGAUUGCUACUAAAGCAGUGGCUUUAGGCCCCAAAAAUUCAGUUACGAAAACAUAAGGAGAUAUACAUACAUAAAAGAGAACCACGUCUGAUGAAGG